UUCUGACUACGGUAUGAAGCUGCCGAUCUUGCGGUCCAAUGCAGAAGAUCAGAUUCUGUACCAGACUGAGCGUUACAAUGAAGAAACCUUUGGCUAUGAAGUUCCCAUCAAAGAAGAGGGUGACUACGUGCUGGUCUUGAAGUUUGCAGAGGUCUAUUUUGCACAGUCUCAACAGAAGGUAUUUGAUGUUCGCUUGAAUGGCCACGUGGUGGUGAAGGACUUGGACAUUUUUGACAGAGUCGGACACAGCACAGCUCAUGAUGAGAUCAUUCCCAUGAGUAUCAAAAAGGGGAAACUGAGUGUCCAGGGAGAGGUUUCCACAUUCACGGGGAAGCUCCACAUUGAGUUUGUAAAGGGCUACUAUGACAAUCCGAAAAUCUGUGCCCUAUACAUCCUGCAAGGAACAGUGGAAGAUGUUCCAAAGCUGCAGCCACACCCAGGUCUGGAGAAAAAAGAGGAAGAUGAUGAUGAAGAUGAAUAUGAUGAUGGCUCCAGUGUUAAAAAACAGGCAAAUAAGAACCGGGUUCAGUCAGGCCCACGCACACCAAACCCCUAUGCCUCGGACAACAGCAGCCUCAUGUUUCCUAUAUUGGUGGCCUUUGGUGUCUUCAUUCCUACCCUCUUCUGCCUCUGCCGAUUGUGAGAGCAAGCCCCACAGAGCAUCAGCCAAGGGGCUGGGAGGGAAGGAGUUGGACCAAACACAGUUGCUUUCAAUUUCUCCAUAUUGUUCAUAAUUUAAGGAAAAAAAAAAGGAAAAAAAAAAAAGAAAAAAAAAAAAAGAUGAUUCAUUUGGAAUGAAUAGCAGGUACAGGUAAGAGGGAGCUUACCUUCCCCCUGCCAGCAAGCAGCGAGGCCCUCACCUUCCCCUUCGCACCAUGUGCAGCCUCCAAUCCUCCCUGGGGCAUCCACGAGUAAACCAAGUCCUGGCUGUCUGUGUAUUGGGCUGUUUUGGAAGCUGAUGCUAGCAGUCCUGGGUCAUGUCCCACACUGAGAGAAAGCCAUGUGCUACAGGAUCUCCGCCUUUAAUGAGUGGAAUAUGGUUCUUUAAGCAGGGAAGCAGCUCCUGAAAC
Messenger RNA from Antrostomus carolinensis (chuck-will's-widow), 1070 nucleotides. RefSeq names its product malectin (gene MLEC). Lineage: Eukaryota; Metazoa; Chordata; Aves; Caprimulgiformes; Caprimulgidae. Gene Ontology annotation, molecular function: carbohydrate binding. The record is from RefSeq and is a predicted model, not a curated record. The transcript has 4 exons. The coding region runs from base 14 to 643 and encodes 209 amino acids. Gene Ontology annotation, cellular component: membrane.